CCAUUGUUGAUGCUGGAGGGACAGCAUUGCUGUCUUAUCCAAUACGAGCCAACUCCAGGGUCCUACUGUGUAUGACAUGUUCUCACCCUGCAGGACGGAGGCAUAUUAAAGCGACCUCAUCUGCGGCUUCUCUUUUUGAUCCUCAUCUCAAUACAGGCUCGAUAUCACCAUACUACAUCUACAAACAAUCAAGAGUGAUUAUCAAAGCGAUCACUCUCUCAGUUACUCAGUUGCCUUUAUUAUAAUCCCCGCUUCGCUCCAUCUACACCUACGAUCCCAACCGCCAACAACCAACAUUCAGAACCAAUCCACUAUCCUCCAUCCUCCAUCCAUUCAUCCAUUCAUCCAUUCAUCCAUCCAUCCAUCCAUCCACUCUCCCUACCGGUAUACCACCUUUUGCCUCCACCACACCCCAAGGGAAAAGAGAAGAAGAAAAUGUCCUCCGUUGACUGGUCAAUCCCCUUCCUCAAGUCCCGCCACACCGACGACCAAAACCCCGACGCCCACGCCAACACCGACAGCCCCGUCCCCGACGCAAGCGGACUACGCAGCGCCCCCAGCACUUCUACUUCCACUUCUACUGCUGUUCCUGAAGACCCCAGCACCCGCAUCCUAGGCGAGACGGCGAAGCCUCCCGUUGUGCGACAUUAUAGUUGGAGCGAGGAGGACCGCAAGCAUGAGCUCCAGGCGAGGUUGUUGGAUAUGGAGGAGGCGAGGAGAAUGGGGUUCUCGGAGAGGGAGGGAGGGAGAGGGGAGGGAGAGGGGGAGGGGGACUUUGCGGUGGAAUAGAUGUGGGUGUUUGUGGGUUUUGUGAUGUGUGAUGUGGUGCUUGCCGUGGUGGUGAUUAGGUAGGUAUAUUGGGUGGGAUGGGAUGGGACGGACGGACGAGGUUGUACUUGUGGUGAGCUGGACUGGACUGGACUGGGCUGGGAUAGGGUUAUUGGGGGGGGGUUUCUUUUUACUUGAUGAUUGAUGAUGAUGACGAUGAUGCUGCUUUUGAUGAUGACGAUGCUGACGAUGGAUGGGUAUGGAUUAUGCGAUGCGGCUGUCUAGUAGUAAUUUGUUUGUUUUCCUGGGAUUAGGAUUGCGUGGAGGGAUAGGAGGAUGGUGGCGAUGGGAGAUUUAAAUAUUGCAGUUAGUGAUUGGGGGAUUUGUGAUAUAGUUGGUUGGUGGGGAUGGGAUGGGAGAUUGUAAUACGAUGCGAUGCGCAUAAUGGAUUGCUUCUGAUGAUGCGGUUCUGAGAAUGGGGUUC
Aspergillus heteromorphus CBS 117.55 is the source of this 1252-nucleotide messenger RNA. RefSeq lists its product as uncharacterized. Lineage: Eukaryota; Fungi; Ascomycota; Eurotiomycetes; Eurotiales; Aspergillaceae. The transcript has a single exon. Bases 436 to 789 code for a protein of 117 amino acids. The record is from RefSeq and is a predicted model, not a curated record.